UAUAGGCCACGGGUUAUGCAUCAAUUUUUGUGUUCAAGUGACACAGCAGAUAUUGUUGAACAUGCUGUGGAUGAGGUGGAAGAUGCUUACUCACCACAUGAGUCUGAGGAAGAGCUGUCUUCUGAUGGGGAGGAAUUUCCUGAUGAUACAGUUGUAUUAGAAAUCAACAACUUGACUACAGUCUCCCCGCCUCAAUCGAAUCCCAAGAAUAGGCGAAGAAAAUUCACAAGAUUAUACUGGGAACAUAUUCAUAGCAGAGAUGAAGCACCUACAGUUCCCAUAUAUGAUGUCAGCGACCGCAGUGAGAUUGAAGAGGGUAUAUCUCUUCCAGUAAAUCUGUUCAGGAGAUUUUUCUCAGAUGAGCUCUUGGAUAUGGUUGUUCAGCAGUCUAAUCUAUAUGCAGUUCAACAAAAUACUAACAAACCACUUAGAGGUACCUAAGAGGAAGCAAAUGUCCCUGUGUGAAUUCAAGCUCAAACUUGCAGAUUCUCUUUUGUCGACCGUCGAGUAAUGUAACAAAUGCUGCAUACAUUACCAAGAAAAAAACUGGGAGAGCAACUAAGCCUAUUCCUGACAAAGACCUAAGACUGAAUAUGGUUGGGCACUUCCCUAG
Molecule: messenger RNA, 613 nt
Organism: Penaeus monodon (black tiger shrimp)
Lineage: Eukaryota; Metazoa; Arthropoda; Malacostraca; Decapoda; Penaeidae
Exons: 2
Coding region: 16-441 (141 amino acids)
Source: RefSeq, a predicted model, not a curated record